Molecule: messenger RNA, 6232 nt
Organism: Brassica napus (rape)
Lineage: Eukaryota; Viridiplantae; Streptophyta; Magnoliopsida; Brassicales; Brassicaceae
Product: G-type lectin S-receptor-like serine/threonine-protein kinase At1g61500
Exons: 6
Biological process (GO): protein phosphorylation; recognition of pollen
Molecular function (GO): protein serine/threonine kinase activity; ATP binding
Source: RefSeq, a predicted model, not a curated record
GACCUGUAUACGAAAACACUAACAUUUAUUUAAAAAAAUUUUAAACCGACCCUUCGUUCUUCAUUUCUAAUAUACUUAUAAGAUCUUAAUUGUUUUGAUCUGUAUUUUCAAAGAGUGGAUUUUCUUUGAUUUUAUAUUUUAUUAUUUUGAUCCGUGAGUUUAAAGCACAUAUUAUUUUAACCUUUUGAUUUUAUAAUUUACAUUGGUUAGGUUAGAGAUUUUGGUUAUGGAACCCAUAACUAAGUUUAAAAAAAUUAAAGAGACUUUAAUGGUUAUGAAAAUGCUUAUGUUUAUAUUUAUAAUGAUUGAGUAUUAGGUAUAAAGAAACCCAAUAUUAUAGGACAUAAUGAAUAUUCAAAAGUAUUUGUUUAUUACUAUUUCAAACAGAUAUUUAAAUAUAUGAGUUGUUUAGUUAAGAUUUAUUAACUACCAAAUUUUAAAAUAUGUAAUUUAUAUUAAAACUUCUGUACAUGUUAUAUUUAAUAAGUUUUAAAUAAAUUAUUAUUUUUUAAAUUUUGUAGAGAAUUUUUACCCAUUAUAUACAAAAUAUAUUUUUUGUUGUGUUAGGUUAUAGCCCGUAUUAUAACAUGAGAUCAUUAUUUACCAAUUUUUUUUUAAAAAAAAAUUAUCAUUUAAUAUAUAUACUAUGUUAAUUUAUAGUAUUUCAUAUUUUUUAUAUAAAAAUAUAUGCAUAAUUUUAAUUAUAUGAUUAUUUAACUUAUUUUAAUUUUAAAGGAACAUGAAAUAAAAUAGUCCAUCUUUUUAACUUAUUUCACAUUGGUCAAAAAUCAUUUUAAAUGUUUUAUAAUUUAUUAAUAACAUUUUCGAGUUGUGGUAUAUAAAAUAUUAUGUUAUGUAUAAUGAUUUAAACAAACACCUUAAUUGACCAAUAUGAAAUUUAUAAAUAACAUAGGAAAGUUUUAUUAACGUUUUUCUAUAUAAAUAUAUGUGGUAUCAAAUUAGGAUAUUUUAAAGUCUUACCAUAUAAAAUCAAUUACUAAUAAUCACUCCAUUUAGUGUCUUACCAUAAAUAUUAGUUUCUUAGACUUAAGAAUAGUUUUUUUUUAACGAUGGAUUGUACUUCUAAACAAUGAGAACUAGCAAAACAACUGUAGAAAAAGACACACUAGUAUCCAAAGUAAACUAACACACAACUAUUUUGCGUAUAGAUGACUAAAGAUUUUUCAUAUAAAGCUUCAUAUUUGCUUCUGGAAUAAUUGAAGGUCAAGAGAGAUAAUUUUCAUAUUAAUUCAAAAACACCACACUUUAGACUGAAUUGAGAAUGAUUGUCACUCUCUUUUUAAUACUCCAACAGGAGCACCGAGACAAGAUAACUCUUUAUAUUUCUCUAUUGAUAAUAAUAACAAAGUCAAAAAGAUUACCGUUCCAUAGAAUUUGAUGCAGCGUUUUGAAGUAACUAUAGUUUGCAGCUCCAUCACCAUCACAUGAAGAACCAUCAACGAUUGAAGCCAGUAAGACAUGUUGCCACCAUCCGCAAUAGAUCUGUCAAUUACCUUUUCUAAACUGUUCAACUGAACCAAAAUUUUUUUCUUUCCAAAUCCAUUGGAAGAAGCAUACAAAAGAACAAUCAAAAACUUUGUUAGAUUUAAAAUAAGUUGGCAAUCCAACAAACUAAAUAACGAGAAGUAAAUCAAUUCAAAAAAGAAAAGCAAAACGAAUUAAACAAGCCGAUGACAGAGAUAUAGAAAGCCUCAUGACAUCGGUUUGAAACUAAAAAAAAAAUUCUUUCUCUCUUGACUUAAGAAUAAUUUUGUAAUUGUAUUAAUUAUAGUAUAUAGUUUAAAAAAAGCAUUUCAUUUAGAAGUAAAUUGGAUCCAACUUUGUGCUUAUGUUUUAAUAGUAUUAAAUGAUCGUGUUAUGUAGUAUUUCACUACCAUCCUUUCUAUGGAAGGGAUCAGAUGUGUUAUCGUUAUUAAUUUCCGAGCAUUUACUUAAGUUUGUUCAUCGUUUUUUUUUUGUUAUUGUGUACGGGAGCAGAAAAUGCAAUCAAGAGUAUUCCAAAGUUUCUUGUCGGUGAGGGCCGAUUCCCAAAUUUUAGAAGUCCUAUUUAAAAAUUAAAAUUAUACUUAACACCUUUUAAAAAAAUUUAAAAAUACUAUUAAUAAACUUUUUAAGCAAGAAUUUAGUUCAAACUUGACCUGGUGAGAACUGGUUAUCUACGCUGCACUUUGUUGUGACUAUUUCUUAGCUAUCCGACUGUUUUUUGAAGGUUCUAUCGACGCAUUUAUUGAAUUCGCUGUCAUCUUCGUUCCAAGAAUUAUAGUACUUAAUUGCAUUUGUUAUCAUAGUUUGUGUUUUUUUAGUGUUUUCACGGAUAUUAAAAAGAUGCACUAAAUCACUAUAAUAAAUGUAUCAUUUUUUUAAUUUUCAAUAAUUUUUAAUCAAUAAUAAUUUAAUAAAAUCAAUUAAUUGUAUUGAAAUUUACAUUUUUUUCCAUUGAAAACACAAAAAAAUUAUCUUUGUGAAAUAUUUUUUUCUUUCUAAAACAUUUAUUUUUGUGAAACGGAGGGAGGGAGUACGUGCAAAUGACACAAUUUUAAAUAUGAGGUCAACCAUUGCACGCUUAAUUCCUUAAUUUAAGUUAAAUAAUAGAAUUCAAAGAUUCAAUGCAUUUGGCUAACUGGUAAGCAUUAGUAUUACUAUUUAAAUUGUAUUAUAGAACAAUGUUUAAGUUGAUCGUGAAUAAAGUAAUGUAGAAUCUUGAAAGAUCGGCACUUGGUCAACAUAGUUUAGAGAAUUUUACUUAACUAAGUAUUGAGUUUUGUUUUCUUGGCUUACUUUUCUCUUGGAUACUUGUUCGUUUCUUACAUUAAUCUUAAAGAGAUUGUUCUUAAUUAGAGACACAAGAACGCUCGUGGGGAUGACUAGGUUUGUUUGCUUGCUUUUGUUUGUCAUGCUCUUAAGUUUUACAUAUGCAGCUAUAACGCCAACAAGUCCUUUGUCAAUAGGACAAACUCUCAGCUCCUCUGAUGGUGUUUAUCAACUGGGGUUCUUCAGUCCUAAUAACACCCAGAAUCAGUAUGUUGGAAUCUGGUUCAAGGGCAUCAUUCCUCGGGUGGUUGUGUGGGUGGCUAAUAGAGAAAAGCCUGUUACAGACUCCACCGCAAAUCUAGCUAUCACCAGCAAGGGAAGUCUUCUCUUAUUUAGUGGCAAAGAUGGCAUUGUCUGGUCCAGUGGAGAGACUUUUGCAUCUAACGGGUCUCAUGCAGAGCUUUCAGACAGUGGAAGUCUUAUUGUCGUAGACAAAGUUUCAGGAAGAAUUCUAUGGCAAAGCUUUGACCAUCUUGGUGAUACUCUUCUACAUUCCUCAUUCCUUAUGUAUAACCUCGUCACCGGUGAGAAGCGGGUUGUGACUUCCUGGAAAAGUUACACUGAUCCAUCACCUGGCGACUUUGUGGGUGAGAUUACACCACAAGUGCCAUCACAAGGGUUUAUUAUGAGAGGCUCGAGGCCUUACUGGAGAAGUGGUCCAUGGGCUAAAACGAGGUUCACUGGGGUACCUCUAAUGGAUGAGUCAUACACAAGUACAUUCAGUCUUCACCAGGAUGUAAAUGGGUCAGGAUACUUGUCUUUUUUUCAAAGAAAAUACAAAAUUUCACGCAUAAUUUUAACACCAGAGGGAUCAAUGAAGAUUUUUCGUUACAAUGGAACGAACUGGGAACUGUACUAUGAGGCUCCAUUAGCCAAUUCAUGCCACAUAUACGGUGUAUGUGGACCUUUUGGGUUGUGUGUUAGUUCAGUUCCUCCGAAAUGUAAAUGCUUCAAAGGGUUUGUACCUAAAUCCAUUGAAGAAUGGAAAAGAGGAAACUGGACGAGUGGUUGUGUGAGGCGAACCGAGCUACUUUGUCAAGGAAACUCUACCGGUGAAGAUGUAAAUGUCUUCCAUCCUGUUGCCAACAUAAAGCCUCCAGAUAGUUACGAAUUUGCAAAUUCCCUGAAUGCUGAAGAAUGCUACCAAAGUUGCUUCCACAAUUGUUCAUGCUUGGCCUUUUCUUUUAUUAGUGGAAUUGGGUGCUUAGUAUGGAACCAUGACUUAAUGGACGCAGUGCAGUUUUCUGCAGGAGGAGAGCUUCUUUCCAUUCGUCUUGCACGUUCUGAGCUAGAUGGAAAUAAGCUCAAGAAGACAAUAGUUGCUAGUACUGUGAGCCUUACCCUUUUUGUGAUUUUGGGCUUGGCUUCGUUUGGUUUCUGGCGAUGCAGACUGGAAGAUAAUGCUCAUAUAUUAAAAGAUGCUUGGAGGAACGAGUUUAAACCCCAAGAUGUCCCAGGUUUAGAUUUUCUUGAGAUGAAUGCCAUACAAACUGCCACCAGUAAUUUCAGUCUGUCAAACAAACUCGGACAAGGUGGAUUUGGUUCUGUAUACAAGGUCAGAAACUUUUAAUCCUCUUUGCUCUUUUUAUAUAUAUUUUUCUCCAGAUGACCUUGUGCAUUUCUGCUUUAGGGAAAACUGCAAGAUGGAAAAGAAAUCGCUGUAAAACGGCUUUCCAGCAGCUCAGGGCAGGGCAAAGAGGAAUUCAUGAAUGAAAUAGUACUCAUCUCAAAACUACAACACAGAAACUUAGUUCGGAUAUUGGGAUGUUGCAUUGAAGGAGAAGAGAGGCUAUUGAUUUAUGAGUUCAUGUUGAACAAAAGCCUUGAUACUUUUAUCUUCGAUUCAAGAAGAAAGCUUGAGAUUGAGUGGCCUAAGAGAUUCAGUAUCAUCCAAGGUAUUGCACGUGGACUUCUCUAUCUCCACCGUGAGUCACGCCUCAAGGUCAUUCACCGAGACCUGAAGGUGAGUAAUAUUCUUAUGGAUGAGAAGAUGAACCCAAAAAUAUCAGAUUUUGGAUUGGCUAGGAUGUAUCAGGGAACCGAACAUGAGGAAAAUACUCACAGGGUUGCAGGAACUUUAGGAUAUAUGGCACCUGAGUAUGCAUGGACAGGGAUGUUCUCUGAGAAAUCCGAUAUCUACAGCUUCGGAGUUCUGUUGUUAGAAAUCAUCAGUGGGGAAAAGAUCUCAAGAUUCGGUUAUGGCGAAGAAGGCAGAAACCUUCUUACAUACGCGUGGGAAACUUGGGGUGAAAAUGGAGGAACUGAUCUCUUGGACCAAGGCGUUGCGUAUUCAUGUCGCCCGUUAGAAGUUGAGAGAUGUGUUCAUAUUGGUUUGCUCUGCGUUCAACACCAACCUGCCGAUAGACCCAACACACUUGAGUUACUGUCUAUGCUCACUACAACAUCAGAUCUUCCAUCACCAAAACAACCCACAUUUGUAGCGCAGACGAGAAAUAAAGAAUUCAUGGCUAUGGAUUUGACCACCUUCAGUAAGAUGACAGAUUCUGUAAUCCUUGGGCGUUAAGAAACGAUGACAAGUUCUGCAGUUACUCAUCCUUCUUGAAAACAUUUCCAGAUAAAUAAAAAUAUCGUUUGAUGCCUUCUGGGUCUGAAUGCUUUGAUACCUAUCACUUGUAACCACUAUCUCUCAAAAGCUUAUAAGCUUCGCUCUAACGGUGGUUUGUCUCCUUCACAUUUUCUUCUAUACUCCUGUGUGAUUCUUUUUAACUGAAUCGUGAUAUAUUCUGCAACGGGCCCAACUUUCAAAUUGGUUUUAAUAUUUAGUGUUGUUCAAGAGACUAAAUGGAACAUAAGUGCAGUGUGGUCAACAUUUUUUUUUAAAUAAUAUAUUUCAUUAAUUUUCGACAACCCCAAAAUUGGGUAUGUUGGGAAAAAUUAAUUCAAGAACAAGAACUUUCGGAUUAGAGCAGAUCGCCGAUCACUUGGUUCCAGAUUUCGGUUUUAGGGUUUCUAUUUCCAGGUUCCGGGUCAAAUGAUUCUUUCUCACUGGCGAACCGAGGUAGAGAACAAUAGGUGCACUUGCCCCCAUACUAAUUUAAAAUUUUAGUAUAUUUCUUAACAAAAUUGAUGUCUACACCUAUAAUCAAAUGUAAGUUUACACCUAUUCUAGCAUUUGUGCACCCACUGAAAAAAAUCUUUAGAUUCGCCCAUGUUCUUUCUGCCAAAAGAUAAAUACAAAUCUUCUUUAAGCUGAGCACUACAAAAAAACAUCAAGGAUUCUAAGGGAAAAAAUCGUCGGAAUUUCGUCGGAAUAUCGUUAUUCCGACGCAAUUCCGACGAAACACGUCGUCGGAAAUAAUUCCUCGGAAUUUCUUUUUUCCUCUGAAAUCCCUCGGAAUUUUCCGACGGAAUUCCGAGGAAAUAAAUUUCCGAGGAAAUU